GGAGUUGAAGAGGCACACUUGUUUAUCGGAACGUUGCUACAUACAAACGGUGUCGUUGCUCUUGUCGUUGUUUCCAGAUAAACACGUGACUAUCUAUCGUUCCAUCUCUCAAAACUUCAACACAACCAAACUCCCUACCUAUGGCAGAGCUCCAAACCAAGGCUGAACCAGCUUCGGUUCCAGCUCCGGCUGCCGUGGAACCCCAGCCUCCGCUGGCUGAGGCGCCGAAACUUGACGCUGCUGACAAGAAAGCGGUAGCGGCGGAGGCGCCUGCUCCGCCAGCGGAAACCAAAGCUCUUGUUGUUGUGGAGAAGGAGAAGGACAGUGAGAAGACCCCACCAGAACCUGUAAAAAAGAAGGCCUCAGGUGGAUCCCUUGAUAGAGAUGUUGCUCUUGCAGAAAUAGAGAAAGAGAAAAGGUUGUCUAAUGUGAAGGCAUGGGAAGAAAGUGAAAAAUCCAAAGCAGAGAAUAAAGCCCAAAAGCAGCUCUCUGCUGUUGCUGCUUGGGAAAACAGCAAGAAAGCAGCUCUUGAAGCUCAGCUGAGAAAAAUUGAGGAACAAUUAGAGAAAAAGAAAGCAGAAUAUGCUGAAAAAAUGAAAAACAAGAUAGCCUUAGUUCACAAGCAAGCAGAGGAAAAGAGAGCACUGGUUGAAGCCAAGCGUGGGGAAGAAAUUCUGAAUGCUGAGGAAACAGCUGCAAAAUAUCGUGCAACUGGAACCACUCCAAAGAAGGCCUUUGGAUGCUUUUAAUUUUCAUUUUUUUUUUGUUGUUUUUUUGGUCUGAUCAUGUCCUAGCAAUUAUUAAUUUUUGUCUAUAAUUUUUCUUGUUUGCUUUCAAAUGUCGUUUGUGUGUAAGAAAUGGAAAAAUGUAAUAUUAUGAAAGUCUGUGCAACAGAUCUUCUGCUAAGAUGAAGUGUUACAUGCUCUUUA
Molecule: messenger RNA, 929 nt
Organism: Vigna radiata var. radiata (mung bean)
Lineage: Eukaryota; Viridiplantae; Streptophyta; Magnoliopsida; Fabales; Fabaceae
Product: remorin
Exons: 5
Coding region: 141-749 (202 amino acids)
Source: RefSeq, a predicted model, not a curated record